AUGGCCCUGCUGCAGUCGCUGCGGCGCUUCUUGGGUCUGACGGCGCCAUCGAUCCGGGCGAGGUCCAUCGAUACCAACUUCGCCGUCUUCCGCGAAGGAGACCGGGUGCUGGUGCAUUCCAAGAACCCGCAGUUGACCAAACCCUUGCGCCAGGGCGACAAGACCCAUCUGCGACGCGGACAUCUGGAUCAUGAUCGGGUCAUUGGGAACCCGGUCUGGGGUGCGGUACAGGCGCACAGAGGCCCGGAGACUCGACUCAGUCUCCCGACGUUGGAGGAAUACGUCGCCCUGACACCGCGCAUGGUCACCCCGAUCUAUGCGCAGGACGCCAGUCUGAUUGUGUCGCUUCUCGACAUCCACGUCGAGUCGCCCGCGGACCGCGCGACCCAACCGCCCUUGGAGAUCCUCGAGGCCGGCACCGGCCACGGAUCCUUGACUUUACACCUGGCGCGAGCCAUCCAAGCCGCCAAUCCCAUCCCCCCGCCGCGACCGACGCGAUCCCAAAUACAAUUCUUGGAGGACCGGCCCCGGCGGCCCGGCGAGGAUGGUUCGGACGAGCAAGCAGCCGACACGGAGUCGGCUGGCAUCACCCCAGUCCAACAGCAGUGGGAUACUUGGCGGGCCCAGCGCAAUGCUGUCAUCCACACGGUGGACGUGUCGGCCAAGUUCUCGGCCCUGGCCGAAAAGAACGUCCAGGGCUUCCGCCGCGGCAUCUACGCGGGCAAUGUGGAUUUCUACGUGGGCCACGUCGAGAACUGGAUUGCGCAACAGACCAAGCAGCGAACAAAGACCGGGAUCCUGAAUUCAUUGACCGGCGCGACCGCGGUUGAUCCGUUCCUGUCGUACGCCAUCCUCGACAUGCCGUCGGCGCAUCUGCGCAUCCCCCACGUCGCUCCGGUCCUGAAGCAAAACGGCCUUCUGAUCGUGUUCAUGCCCAGCAUCACUCAGAUUGGCGAGUGCACCGAGUUGAUUCGCAAGCAGCGGCUGCCUUUCGUUCAACAGAGGGUGGUCGAGCUCGGUGCUGGGCUCACCAGUGGCCGGCUGUGGGACGUCCGGUUUGCCGUCAAGAAAUCCGGGGCUGAUCCGGCGUCAUGGGGCGCUUCUUCUGAUGCGGAGGAUGGCGCUGCUGCGGCUGAGCCGGAAGAAGAGCUGCCCAAUGCCAUUGACGGCGCAGUGGAUGCCCCUGAGACCCCGGCCGUGGCAGAAGACGCUGUCUUGGUCUGCCGGCCCAAGGUUGGGGUGCGUACCUUUGGUGGAGGCUUUGUUGGAGUGUGGCGGCGGAUCGAAGACCGGGGAUAG
Molecule: messenger RNA, 1299 nt
Organism: Penicillium lagena
Lineage: Eukaryota; Fungi; Ascomycota; Eurotiomycetes; Eurotiales; Aspergillaceae
Product: tRNA (adenine-N(1)-)-methyltransferase
Exons: 3
Coding region: 1-1299 (432 amino acids)
Biological process (GO): tRNA methylation
Cellular component (GO): tRNA (m1A) methyltransferase complex
Source: RefSeq, a predicted model, not a curated record